This is a messenger RNA of Acanthoscelides obtectus, 906 nucleotides long. The record is from the annotation of a GenBank genome assembly. Lineage: Eukaryota; Metazoa; Arthropoda; Insecta; Coleoptera; Chrysomelidae.
GCUUCUGGAGGGUUUGCCUUUAUUUCUUCCGGUUCUUUUGUUGUGUCGGCUGCCGCGAGUUUUGAUGCAGGUAUCCCCCACCGAGCUGGAGAACCUGCUCUUGGAGAUCGACGGUGUAACCGAUGCAGCAGUAGUGGGAGUCCCCGACGCCCUAGCUGGGGAAGUCCCCAAGGCUUUCGUGGUGCUCAAACCUGGAGCUGAAGUGACCGAAGAAAUCAUCCACCGAUUCAUAAAUGGUAAAGUGACGCAUUACAAGAAACUGGUAGGCGGAAUUAAGUUCGUCGACGCUAUUCCCAGAAACCCCAGUGGGAAGAUUUUGAGGAACGAAUUGAGGGUAUUGAACUGUUAAUGUUGUUUAUAUUAUAUUAAGUAUAUACGCUAAGGAAAAUGUAGCGAAUGAGAAGAGCUGCAUUAGGUUAGAAUUAUAGCAUAAAUAUAUGUAUGUUGUUAAUUGCUGGAUAUCAUUUGUAUAUUUCAUUGUUGUUCAAAAGACAAAACUAUAAUUCCAAGUUAAUUACCUAUAUCGGUGUAAGCUACAGUUGCUCAAGGUCACAAUAUAAAGUAUAAAUCUGAAAAAUGAUCUAGAAAGACACUAGUUAUAAUUGCAAUAUUAUACCUGGUGUCCGCAAAGUUGGGGUUUUCCUUUUCGGAAACAACUACCCUUGAAAUAACAAAGGUAAUGUGUAGUGAAACGAGGGCGAUCAAGUAAAAAAAAAUAAAGGAAAAAGUACUCACUCUCCAGUUGACGAGGAGGGCUAAGUACGGCUCUGCCCGAAAUCAUACCGCUCCAUCAGAAAGUGAAAUCAGGUAACAAAUAUGACCAUCGUGCAGAAACCACAUUGAUUGUCUUACACUUAAUGGCACAUCUUCUAACAAGGAAGGCAAAAUGUUGCGUAAAAAGUCUAG